Molecule: messenger RNA, 1620 nt
Organism: Synchytrium microbalum
Lineage: Eukaryota; Fungi; Chytridiomycota; Chytridiomycetes; Synchytriales; Synchytriaceae
Exons: 8
Coding region: 1-1620 (539 amino acids)
Biological process (GO): regulation of neuron projection development
Cellular component (GO): microtubule
Source: RefSeq, a predicted model, not a curated record
AUGGGCCACUCAGAUCCUAUCAUCGAUACGCUGCAAAAGCAACUCCCAUUCUUGCCUGGGACUACAUUUGAUUUCGAAAAGAGCCAAUUGCCUCAACAUCGAAAAUCUCACAUGUUUGAUUAUUGCAAUGGAGUUCCUGUAUUUUCUGCUGAGAAGCCUGGCAUAGGCAAGUGUGCCAAGACCUUACCUGGUCAAGAUCAAUCUCGAGUUCACACAUCGUUGGAAGUUUACCCUCAAGGGAGUGCAGAUGCUGAAGGUCUACCAGCUUGGGUUGUCUUUGAUAGAAAGGUGUUGAGAUUCUAUGCCUACUUCCAAGAAGCCGUCCACGAAAGACGUGAAGAACAAUACAGAAUUAGAAAAGUCAACAUUUACUUUUACUUGGAAGAUGACUCUAUUCACGUCAGUGAACCAAAGACAGCUAACAGUGGUAUUCCUCAGGGAACUUUGAUUCGAAGACACCGAAUCCCAUUACCUGGUUCAGCAAUUGCACAACACUACACAGUCAAGGAUUUGAAUGUUGACCAAGAAGUCACUUUCUACGCCCGUACAUUCAAGAUUGUUGGGUGUGAUCAAUUCACUAGGGACUUUUUGAAUGGAUUAAACAUGGAUCCUCCAAACGGCUCAACCUUCCCAGCCGACCCAUACACCUUACAAAGAGCCGAACUCAUGUCCAGAAUGAAGGCUACCCGUCCUCGCCCACCCCAAACUUCUCUCCGUCAAUUCCUGGAAAACGAUAGACGAGUCCUCCGCUUCUACUGUGUCUGGGACGACACAACCUCAGCAUUCGGUGAUUUGCGUAAAAUGCAGCUCCACUACUUCUUGUCUGACGACACGAUCGAAAUCCGUGAACAAGUCCCCGCAAAUGCUGGACGCUCAACCAUGCCCGGCGCCUCAUCACUAUUCUUACGAAGAUGUCGAUUACCUAAACGCCCAGCACGUAUCAAUGUCGCGUCACCAGGAGGUGCUCUCAAACCCGACGAAUGCUAUACAGACCGUGACUUGGUUAUCGGCGCCGUCCUCCACUUGUAUGGCCGUCCCUUUGUUAUCUGCGACUGUGAUGAAUUCACACGUGAACACUACCGCCAGACAUUCGGAAUCGACCAUUUCGAUCCCGUACGAAUGGAAUUGUAUUCAAACGCUGAUGAAUUUGAUCUUGAAGAUGAUGAUUCCUGGAAUGCUACAUCUCCGGCUGCUGAAAGGCCGGAAAAUGAUACUGCUGGUGCUUCACUCCCUGGCAUUUCUGCUGGCCCGGCCGCUAGACGUGAUCCUCGUCGCUCCGCACUCUAUGAUGGUAUCGUGUUGCGGUACUCUGCUAAGUUGGAUUCGGCUAGACAGGUUGAUCGGGAACGUAAAUUCGUCAUGUCGCUACGAUUGGCUGACGAGACUGUUACGAUCUUUGAGCCACAUCAGAGGAAUUCUGGAGUUAUUGGUGGUAAAUUUAUGGAACGUGGACAUGUUAAGAAGCCAAAUGGUGAAGGGUACUAUAUAGCUGCUGACUUUUAUCUUGGUGCUGCUUUAACCUGCCACGGUCACCGCUUCAUAAUCACUGGUGCUGACGCUUUCGCAUCAAAGUUCAUGUCGGAGCAUCAAGACGUCUUCCCAAACCACAAGUCUGAAUAG